AUGUUGAACUCGAUGAAUAUACGUCUCAACGACAUGGAUCUCAAAUUGAGCCUUAUUCUUGAGCUGUUAGCCACCAGACUGCCUGACCAGAGGUGAGAACCUGGCAAUUAGGACUCGCUUCUUACAUUAUUCUGUGCAUUCAGAUUGCCCUCAAUUUUCACAUCACCUCCGCAAACUGUCAUUUCUGAGGCACCACCUCAAUCUUUCACACCAUCAGCCACUAAUUCCACGUCUGAAAAGACGUCUUUGAAGGUGAGCCGGAGGGACUCUUCGAGUACCAACAGUCCCGAUAACCUCUGUUUCAGACCGAAUUGAAAACUGAGGAUUCCGACGGGGAUCUGGAUAUGGAAGGCGAGGAGGACACAGAGGAAAUGUUUGAGAAUGAGAGUCAGCCUAGUCAGCGUAACGCGUCGCCGAAGGAAACUGAGGUAGAGGUAGAAGCUUUGUACCUAAUAUAUAUGAAAACCUUUUGAAUUUAUCUCAGGACGAGAAGGUGCUCGCCGAUGGUCCGUUUCCAGAGGGAGCGGUCAAAAGAGCUGCCGACAAAGCCGCAAGAAGCUUCCAAAGCACUCAGCCAAAGGUUUGUUCGUUUCAUGUUUCAUUUCAAAUCAGACGUUUUUUGGGGGUCAUUUAGACGCGGGCGAGGUGUUAGACCCCAUGCGCAGUCGUUUUUUCUCUCUCAUUCAUUUACGAACAUUAGGUUGGACCCGGGCGCGAUUGAAAGAUGGUUAUCGGAACGUUGCCCGCGCAAAGGGUGACGCGUUCAAGUAUCCAAUCUCAAUCCCUCCCCCCUUUCCACCCGUUUUUUUCUUCUUCAAUGAUGAUGAUGGUGGAAAGGGGGGGGGGGUUUGUCUCCCCCGCUCACAGUCCCUCAAUCUUAUUUUUUAUGGCUAUUGUCGGUUCGGGCGCCACGGGCUGAGGCGGGUAAAUGACCCUUCGGCAUUUGUCCGUUUGAAACAUGCAAAACAUUCGAAAGGAACAGAACAAAAAACCGCUGGGCUGGGCUGGGCGACAAAAGGCGGUAGGGGUCAGACAUCUUUAAGAUCUGAUUAUAUCUAACGUGUCAUCUUGCUUUAAAAAUUGAGAUUAUGUUCUCAAAGACAAGAAGAAAUGGAAUUAGCAAUUAGAUUAACAAGUUGAGUGCAGAAGAGGGGGGGGGGGGGACGACCUACAAACCCGCAAAACCGAAACCGAACCAAACCAAUUUGUUGCCUUUCUCCUCUCUCUUUUCUUUCACAAUGACCCUCUCCCCCUUCUGCUUCCCGGUUCGUUUUGGCAUACAAAACAUGUGCGUGUGAAUAGCAUGUUUUGGCACCUUCUGGAAAUAAAUAACCUCUGACACACAUUUUUAUUGUAGGCGCCGCUAUUGUAUGCUCAUGCCAACAGGCGCCCAGGCGUUCUGUUUAUUGACAUGAACAUUCGCUUACGAAGCGUAUAGUAUUUGAUAUUUUGGAACGGGCACCUGACAAUGCGAUGAUGCGGUUCUCAAAACAAAAAACCAAAAUUGACUUUUAGAUCGGGACCGGGCUACAAAAGCAAAAAAAAGGGGGGAGUGCAGUUUCUGGGGUAGGGACUUGUUGCGAGCGUUCAUCCGACCAUGUUGCCAAUUGUCAAUCAACCUCUGGAAUAGGUGAAAACAUGCAAUCUGUCACUAGUAAUGUGGCUGUUUUUCCUGAAACUGAACUUAUAGCACCUUCUCAGGGUUACUGUACCCCCUGUUCCUAAUUGACUUCAAUCUAACACGUGCUUAGCGUAAAGACUAGUCAUUUAGUCCUCUCCGAUUGGUCAAGACGAUGCGAUUAGUAUAAAAGUGCAUUGUACCGUAGUCUAUACGGUAUAUCUAUCCGUUUCCCUUCUUUUCCAUCUACGCUAUCAGGCUGAAUAGGUUGUAGAAGAGGCGCAGACCAGUAGUGAUUGAUCAGACAUGGGUUGAUAACUAUCCUAACUCAAUUCCAGUUUCUGUCUUUCGAAAAACAGGGUACGCGAGACCAACGGGAGUACGGUUCUGGUCAUCUUACCGCUCUGGCGCGCACACGUAUACACACACACGCGCGUUUUUCCGUCGCCUCGUUUUCAUUUCCAUUCCGCGAGAGAGCUGGAGCAUACUCUGGCUCACGCAACAAGCCUCACGUCAGGCUUAUUGAAUAGCAAAUAUUUGACAAGAAACGGUUACGAACCGGUAUCCUGUGCCAGCGCGCCCCAGGGAAACCACCUCACGUCACCACGUCAAGGGAAAUCUAAUAUGCCAACCGACUCGCCACCUAGAUCAUGCUUUCAGUGGUCUACGAAUCAAGGGGUGGAAUGCCACGCCACAUAGUACAGUUCUUUAGUUCCGCUCUUUAGUUACUCACUUCAAACAGACUAGGUCCUCUGGGAGAAAGAAAAACAGUCUGUGCACACACGAGGAUUGGCAAAAGCGGGGAAGAAAAAACAUUGCAUUCCAUGAAAAACAGUUAGGACCCGCGACCCAGACCCGUGUGGAAGAGUAGCGAGCAAACAGGGCUCUUGGCUCUGCGUCUCAAAGUGGUAUACCUGUUUUUGUGAUUGUCGAAGCGGUCUAUUCAAAUAUUUUUCCUCCUCUUUUACUAUCCUUCCUGUCCGCGGUGUUGGGGCUGAUGGGACUGAAGAGUGUUGCCGAGCGGGGGGUUCCCAACCGAACAGAAAUCUUCCUUGUUGUAGAAUGAGAACUAGAAGGAUUGGAGGUUGUUAUGAAAUUUCGUUUGAAAAAUGACCAGAAACCUGUUUUGAAGGGUUUUUGACUCAUCAAAUAGUCUUGUACUUUGUCAUCCUGAAGCUACGGUACUUUCCGCAAAAGUUCAGAACAUCUUAAUCAAUUAUAAAGUACAUCAAUUCAUAGUUCAAACCACUUUCCAACAAAUUCUUCAAAGAAAUCAUCAAAACGUUUCAUUUAUCUCACUAAAAGUGCAAACAAAUCACGACUCGUUUCCUCCGCGGCGUCAGUUUCAUCGUUCAACUGGCAGUGAGCCAAAUGGCGCACCCCUCCCGCUUCUCUCCAAUUUGCACACUCUCCCGCACUCUCACUCCUUCUUUCCGUUGCCAUCAUCAUCAUUCAAACAGCUGAUGUCCAGCCGAGUAGGAGCGCGCGCGUGUGCAAAUAGCAAAUAAGCGGUUGCGCAAGUUGUCCAGACAAACUCUUUUCCGCGCGGACGGGCGCGCCUCUUUGUGUGAUGUGAUGUAAUGCCAAGGAGUACGGUUCUCUCUCCGUUUCGUGGAGGAGACGACGAAUGAAUUCCAUUGACCCGGGGGACUCAUUUUUGACCGCGUUGGGUAUCCAUGUUUCCAGUUUUCAGUCCCCCAUACUUUCGUUCUGAAAACACUUUCACUCUUUCUGCAGUAUCCUCGGGAGACGGUCUCGGAACUGACCUGGGGGUGAUGUCAAAAGAGAAAAAAGAGAGACGGGUGUUUUGACACAUUCCAGAUGGACUAACCAGUUUCCUUCUCGCUUCCCCCUCUCCCAGGGUCGGACGAUUCAAUUCAGGAGGCCAAGAAGGCAACAGAACACCAUAACAACGUUUCAAAACCGGAAAAAAACCGUGGAUGACACAAUAGCAAUGAAAACAGUAGAACAACAAUAUACGGCGAAAAAAAAGGCGUUCUCUCCUCCCCAGUUCGUUCGACAUGGCAAAAACAACUUGGCGAAAAAAAUGCGGGAAAAUGUGUAUGUCUAUCAGUUCAAAAACAGGAUUUUGCCACACGUUUUCAUUUUUAUUCCACAAAAACUGCCAAGCGAGAGGUUGUUUUGACGUUAUGUGUCGUUUUUGUGUGCGAACAUCAUUGACAUCAGCGUGAGGGGAGAAACCAGGAAGCGAAAUAUGGUUAAGGGACCUGAAAUGGAAGAAAUUAUUGGGAACACGAAGGGGGGUGUUGUGAACCGGUUUCUAGCUUCUAAACUGUGUAGCAGAACGUUCUAGGGAACUCUACUUUGUGGUAUAAACUAAAUGUUUGGUUUUUAGCUUCAAUUUUCUAUAAGAUUUCUUAGGAAGACUGAAUAAUUACUUUUUUUUCACUUGCAAACUUCUUAAACUUGCUCAUUCCUAAAUCUGAGUAAUUUUAGGUGUUUGCUUGGCAAAUCCUCCGCGAGUCCGUCACCGAUGAUGAGCUCCGCAAUGUGCAAAUCUCGUUGCGCACAUUUCACGGAGAAACUGCUGAUCACUUACUGGGCCGUCAACUUCACAAGGUUUGUACUUUUCAUUACCAUCCCGUCACUUUUCAACUAUAUACUGCUUCGGGCAGUAAGGGGACAAAAAAACCGGCUUCCACACACGUUUUCGAACCCUUCAAUGUCACUUUAUUCGGAGGUCUCUGCUACCGUAAUCCUUUAUGUUUCUGUCUCGAGGCAAAGCCCUCCCAGAGAAGACAUCUCCGGUCUGAUACGUAGUUUUUUGCGGCGAAGGUCGUCGGGGAUGCACACUGGUUGCGACUUGAUUGAAACGAAAACGAUCACCCCCUCAAUCUUUUCUUGGUGAACUGAAGGGGCGCCCGCGCGAUUUUUUCCCCGUCGGAAAAGUGCAAACCCGGGGCAUUUGAAUGUAACGAAUUGAGAAUGAGAUCUCUCUCUCUCCCUCUCUCUCUCUCUCUCUUCCAAUCUAUGUGUGUGGAGACGGGUUAGAAAACUGAGAAAGACGAAGACAAGUUGUUUUUCUUUCUCCCCCCCCCCUGUCCAACAACAAAAAAUCUCUGGACAUCACUUGUUUUUAGCCCCCGGGGUCAAUAGACACAUCUAAAACCAUUCAAUUUGUGCGGUCUGUCCCUGUGUGACUACAGAAUGAAAAAUUGAAGAAAUGGGAACAAAGAUGUUGUUUUUUAUUGAAACAUGCCCAACUGAAAGGGACGGACUUUUUUACAGAUUCGUCUUGUCGUCGAGGCCACCAUGAAGUAUUUCAAAUGGAAUAUGCUCCCUACCGAAGGCCAGCUGAGCAAAGCCAAGCUCAUUCUAAGCCAUCUAAAGAAUAAUGCAAAGGUCCGCAACUGGACGCUUCGUGAGGGAAGACCAAACAGGUAUACAUAGUUUACAGAAACGGUUCGCCAGAAAAACCGGGGAUUUUGACGGGAUACCCUCCGAUUCCAUGCUUUUUUGAAGACAGUGACGGUAGAUAAUUUACUCAAAAUAGGCCAAAAAUGUUCGAAAGUCACGUUGAAGUUUGUCAUGUUCCGGUUCAUUGUUUAGUUUCCACGAAACUUUUUAGAACUCUUUCUAGGACAACGCUGCUAAACUAGCCAACUCUCUUCUAAAAACGGCUCCUGUUAAACUAUUUUCAGAGUGUGUCACAUUUCCAACCGAAUUUUUCCAGAGUUGCCCCAGCCACGCCACCAGUGAGUGUGGACCUCGUCUGGAAGCGCUACCUUGCGCUUCUUGGUCCAGCCAACUUAGCCGCCGGAAUUCUUCCAAACCUCCCGCAAAACAUGUGCAACGGAGGCACCCAGAGCCCCUCAAUGCCUCAAAUUGACCCCACUCUUUUCAAAGUUGAAUCUUAA
Messenger RNA from Caenorhabditis sp. 36 PRJEB53466, 5496 nucleotides. NCBI's taxonomy places the organism in Eukaryota, Metazoa, Nematoda, Chromadorea, Rhabditida, Rhabditidae. The record is from the annotation of a GenBank genome assembly.